Drosophila subobscura is the source of this 1119-nucleotide messenger RNA. Its product is annotated as malate dehydrogenase, mitochondrial-like. Lineage: Eukaryota; Metazoa; Arthropoda; Insecta; Diptera; Drosophilidae. The record is from RefSeq and is a predicted model, not a curated record. Gene Ontology annotation, biological process: tricarboxylic acid cycle; malate metabolic process. The transcript has a single exon. The coding region runs from base 72 to 1094 and encodes 340 amino acids. Gene Ontology annotation, cellular component: cytoplasm; mitochondrion. Gene Ontology annotation, molecular function: L-malate dehydrogenase (NAD+) activity.
UUUGUGCAGUAAUUCAUAUUAUAUUUUUUAUUUUAAUCCACGUCUGAUCAUCGUAUAUACUUAAUUUAGUAAUGUUGCUUAAGAAAUUAAAGUCAAGGAUUGUCCCCUCCAGAUUUCCUUGGUGCCUGAUGGCACGCACCGCUUUCAAGGUCUCUGUUGUGGGUGCUGGCGGCGGUAUAGGACAGCCGCUUUCGCUGCUCCUGCGGAAGGUCAAGGGGAUCGACGAGCUUUCCCUACACGAUCUGCGUGGUACAAAGGGAGUCGCGGCCGAUACCGGACAUAUCUCCGAACAUGGAACGGUAAGCGGCUACGUGGGCGAGGAUGAGCUUGAGCCGGCAUUGCUGGGCGCCAAUUUGGUGGUGGUAACCGCCGGAAUGCCCCGCGUCCCGGGCAUGACGCGCGACCAGCUGAUGCAGGCUAACGGUGGCAUAGCCAUCCAUGUGAUCAGAGCAAUGGCCUGUGCCUGCCCCGAGGCACUUAUUGCUUUCACCACGAACCCCAUUAACAUUAUUGUCCCGACUGCUGCUGAGGUGCUAAAGGAAGCUGGGGUGUUCGAUCCACACCGUCUGUUCGGGAUAACCACCUUAGAUGUGGUGCGCUCGAGGAAGUUUAUUGGCGACUUCAUGAACAUUAAUCCGCGGAAGGUUAAUAUCCCGGUGAUUGGUGGACACACCGGACCCACCAUCCUACCGCUCUUCUCCCAGUGCCAGCCCGAGUUCAGAGGCGACACCGAAGACAUACUGAGAUUGACGAAUCGCAUCAAGGAAGCCGGUACUGAAGUGGUUAUGGCCAAGGGCGGUGCUGGUUCGGCCACCCUUUCAAUGGCCUAUGCCACUUGCUGUUUCGUGAAGUCCCUGAUUCGGGCCCAAAACGGACAGGAGGGCAUCAUUGAGUGUGCCUUUGUCGCAUCCUCUGUGGCAGACGCCCCCUUCUUCGCAGGUCCUGUGGAACUUGGCAAGCAAGGCGUCAAGCGCUGUCUAAAACUGCCUGUACUGAACGAGUUUGAACAGAAGUCCCUGGAUAAUCUGCUGCCUAUUCUGAGGAAAAAUAUCGAAGCCGGCAUCCAGUUUGCCAAAACGUUUAAGAAAUAUUGAGUACAAUAUGAGUACUUCAAAUUUA